This is a messenger RNA of Populus trichocarpa (black cottonwood), 484 nucleotides long. RefSeq names its product NADH dehydrogenase [ubiquinone] 1 alpha subcomplex subunit 1. The record is from RefSeq and is a predicted model, not a curated record. NCBI's taxonomy places the organism in Eukaryota, Viridiplantae, Streptophyta, Magnoliopsida, Malpighiales, Salicaceae. The coding region runs from base 86 to 277 and encodes 63 amino acids. The transcript has 2 exons.
AGGCACCCAACCAACCGGGCUGGACAAGAUUAAAAAAAAAAAAGAGAAGAGAAGAGCGGAGCAGAGAAGAGUGGAUCGAGAAAAAAUGGGAUGGAGAUGGGUAGAAGCAGUAUUGCCAUUAGGAAUCAUAGCAGGAAUGCUUUGCAUAGCUGGUAACGUUCAGUAUGUCAUCCACACGAAAGCUCAUGGCCGUCCUAAGCACAUCGGCAACGAUAUGUGGGACGUCGCUAUGGAGAGAAGGGACAAAAACCUCAUCUCCUCCUCCUCCUCCUCCUAGUCUGGAAGCCUUUCCUACAGACUCCAGAAGAGAAAUAAAGUGCGCAUCUGACAUCCCAGUUAUCUAAGGAAGUCCUAUGGGCAGUAUCAGCUUGAUCUUCCUUUUGUUUUGCAUAUGAAUUUCUGUCAAGCAGUUGAUCUCAUAAGACAAAUUUUCAGACUCCUUAUCCUCUGUUUUUAACUAUGGGAAUGAAAUUGGCUUUUUACA